GUGCAGCAGGCCGCGGCAAGCUGGUGUGCUGGGCGCCGUGCGCCGAAGGCGCCGGACGCCAGGCGGAGCUGGAUGGCGGUCUCAGCUGGCGCCAAGAAGGCGGGGACCGAGGCGCUGCGGGCCGCGGGUGCGGACGUCUCAGACGACGACGUCGCGGGGCUCGUCCUGAAGGUGCGAUCGACGUUGAACGCGGGGCGGGCCCCACGUUCGAAGCUGGACGAGGCGCGACGGCUGGAGGCAGCGCUGGACCCGGUGGCCGUCCGCCUGGCGUUGGGGAGCCCCGAGGUCCCGGGCUCCGAGGUGGCCGAGGCCCUCUGGGGGUUCACAGAGGCCGCCACGUUCUCCACGCAGGCGGAGAGUCGGAUUAGACGAGUGGCCGCCGACACCGACGGCUGGGAGAAGGUCGCGGACCGGAUCUGGGUCCGUGCCGUCGGCGAGGACGGGGACACGCUGCCCGUCGACUGGGUGCUGCACCUGGGCAUCGGUCUCUUCCUGUCCAGCCUGGUGGUGGUGCUGUGGGCCGACUCCGGGCGCCACCGCCUGGCGGGCGCGGCAGUGGGGCUGUGCGGGACCUCCCUGCUCGUGCGGCGCGUGCCCGAGCGUGUGGCCGCCUGGUGGGCGCGCUGGAGGCGGCGCUCGGCCUUUGCCGCGGCGCUCAGCAGCGGCGGGGACGGCCUGGACCUCGCUGCCGCCGAGGACGACAGCGCGGCCUGGGGAGCUCCGGGGGCCCCGACGCCCAAGGGGAGCUGCGUGGCGGCCGCGGAGGUACCUACGGGCCCGCUGCACCCGCCUGGGCUCGCGGCGCUGCCGCCUCCGCCGUGGGCCCCACCUGCCGAGGGCGCGGGCGCGGGUGCCGCGACGGCGAAGCCCGGCUCGCAGGACCUGGCGGCGCUGCGGGCUUUCGCCCAGGGGAGCGAGGUGCCAGGCCCCUUCAGCCAGACGGCGGCCCUGCAGCAGCAGCAGCAGCAGCAGCAGCCACAGCUGCCGCCGGAGGUGGCCGUGCCAGCGGGGGGGCUCAGCUUCCAUGCGCCUCACGCUCCUGCAGAUGCUGUGAAGCUAGGCCGAGAGGUGCAGAUGGUGGGGGCCACGCUCCGCGAGUUCCAGGCGCAGGCUGCUACGAACGUGUACUGGGCCUGGCACUUCUGGGAGAGAGUCGCGGCCGUGGACGGCUCCCUGGGGCUGCGCCCUGACCUGCGACGAGUGCUGCAAACCCACGGCUACGUGGGCGCGGGGACGAAGUCCCCGCCAGGAGGGUCGCUGCAGCAGGAGCUGGACGCGCUGCUCUCCUCGGCCACGGCGCCACACGGCGCGGGCAUGCAGGCCUCCCCUGGGUGGGCCGUGGCCCCGCAGACCCAGCAGCAGCAGGAGGACAGCCGAUGGAACCUGAGCCUCCCGCCGGAUCUGAGGCGCGCAGCGCCGGAGAUCUACCGCGCCAUGCGGGGCGCGGGGGCGGCAAGCGCACGCGACUGGCUGUCGCAGGAGGUGACGGGCCAGCGGCACACGUCGGUCUGGACCGAUCUGUGGACCGCCGCCACCAACGUGGACUACUUGCUGGGCGGGUGCAAGACCCAGUCCGAGCUGCUCACCCGCCUGGCGUCCGACGACGCGCUGGAGUUGCACUUGAGGCGGCUGGCGAGCUACGUCUACGAGAUGCGGACGAAGGACAAGGUGGGGGCGGCGGCGAUGUUGGCUGUUCGCCCGCCCGGGUCGGCCGCCGACUUGGCCCCCACAUGGCUGGUGACCGAGGCCACGACCCACAGCAAGGCUGAGCACCAGCGCGACGAGAGGGUCCACGCCGCCAGCAAGUUGAGGACGCGCUGGGCUCGACGCAUGCGUGCGUGGCGUCGGGCCUGCGGGCUCAUCGAGCUCAUGAAUGGGAUGGGCCGCGGAUCCCUGGAGGCGAGACCAGCGGGCCAGCGCGAGUCGAGCGACGACGAGAUGAUGCUGGCCUGGCAGCUCGUGCAGCAGUACGCGUUACAGGACGCGGCGCGGUACGAGCGCGACUGCCGGGGGCUUGCCCCGACAGGCGGUCAAGGGACGGAUCUUGCCUGCGACAGAGGACCGCAGGACGCCUACACUGGAGAGCGCAAGGGUGUGAGCAGGCACGUGACGAUGUGCGCAGCGGCGGUGGCAGAACCGCCUGAUGACAUGGUCGUGGACCUGCUGGAGGACGGGGGGCUGGAGGAUGGCGACUGCGUGGAUGCCGGACCUGAGGACGCUCAGCAGCAUCGCUACGACGACGACUGGCUCGGGCAGCAGUCCAGCUGCCGCGCCGCGCCGCCUAGCCCGGCGGGCUACAGCGUGGCAGAGUGGAUAGAGGCCGUGAAGCGGGCGAAGAGGGCGGACGAGCGUGCGAUGGCGGUGAUGCAUCUCUUCGCUGGCCGUCGGCGGCGUGGUGACGAGCGGAGCUUGAGGGUGCUCUUCCUUUCCGCCGAUCUCCUGGACGACCCGCGGUGGGACCUGGCCAACCCCUCCACUUUCUCCGCCUUGAUGGAGCUGUGCGAGGGCGGCUGGGUGGACAUCGUGCUGGGCGGCCCGCCCUGUUCGACCUGGUCACGGGCGCGCUACAAUCGUCGCCGACCUGGGCCGCCGCCGGUGCGCUCGCGGCUGUGCCCCUGGGGUCUGCCAGGUCUCAGGGCCUGGGAGGCCGCGAGAGUCGCGGAGAGUAACACCCUGACGUUAAACUUGUUGGCGCUCUGCGAGGCGUGCGGCCAGAGUGGCGGCGCCUUCCUCAUCGUGCACCCGGAGGACCCAGGGCCCGCGCCCUACCCAUCCAUCUGGAACACGAAUGAGAUGCUGGACUUCGAGACGAGGCGCUCGUCGCGGAGAGCGUGCUUGGACCAGUGCAUGCUGGGCGGACGGACGAAGAAGCCCACAUGCCUGAGCGGCGCGCUGCAGGGGCUGGAGGACCUGAAUGAGCUGCGGUGUGACGGGCCCCAUGCCCACGAGUCGGCCGAGGGCAAGUUGGCCGACGGCACCUUCCGCACGAGCCCGCUGGCCCAGUACCCCGAGGGGAUGUGCGAGUCGCUGGGCAUCUUGAUUGUCCAGACCUUGGCCAUCUUCGAGCAGACCGGCUUGGGCGGCACCGGGUGGCGAAGGCCGCCAGAGGCCGACAGGGCGGUCACCGCUUGGAGCUCGCGGAGCACUACGGCACCAGCGGUGGCCGUGCGGAACGAGGACGUGCUUCGCGGCCGUGGGCUGGUGCUGGACGGGCCGCAGAUGGCCUUCUACCUGCGCGUCGACGACGGCGUGGUGAUGGCAGGGGGCAGCGGCUGUGGCCCACGGGCCACUGGGAAGAUGCACCAGCUGGCGGACGCCCUGGCCGAGGCCGGCUUCGUGGUCACCGACCGCACGGAGGCCAGCGACAUGCAGAAGGUGCUUGGCUACGCACCACAGGCGCGUCCAGCGCAGCUUCGCUUGCCUCCGAAGAGGGCACGGGAGCUGGUGCAGCAGCUGGAGGCGAUGGGCGCCACCCGCACCCUCCGCACCGAGGAGCUGCGCUCGCUCUUGGGGGUGUGGAUCUGGGGCGCUCUACUACGGCGGGAGCUGCUCUGCAUACCCAGCGCCGUCUUCAGGCUCCUGGAGAGGUACCCGCACCAGCGGGUGAGCACCUGGGCGACCGUCCGCAGGGAGCUGCGGGCCAUGGCUAGGGUAGUCCCGCUGAUGUACGCUGACCUGGGAGCCCCGCCAGCCCCCGUGCAUUUCGCGGCGGACGCCAUGGGCGCCAACGUGGAGGACGACGGCGGCUGGGGCAUCCUGGUGACCGACAUGAGCGAGGACAUCGUGAAGGACUUCAUCGACACGGGCGGCAACUUGGGCUACACCGUGGCGAGGCUGGGCGGCGAGCUCACUGGAUUGCGGCGCCCCGAGCAGGUCAUCAGACGGACGAAGCCCUUCAGCCUCCUGCCCGAUCGCGUGUUCAAGCCCGACGAGGACUGGACGAUCAUAGGAGCGGGCAGGUGGCGGGCGGCCGACCACAUCGCGCUGGGCGAGGGGCGCUGCGUCGUGAAGAUCAGCAGGCUGGCGGCCGCCACGCCUGCCCUUCACCGCACCGUGCUGCCGAUCCUGGAGGACAACCAGCCAGUCUCAGGUGCGGUAUGCAAGGGCAGGAAGCUGGACAGCACUUCUGUUGAGAAGGUUAAGCCGCACACCCUGGCGGCCUACAGGGCGGCGGCUAUGAAGUUCGUGACCUACCUGGACGAGCACGGCUUCGUCCCCGACGGGCCCGAGCAGUGGGACGACCUGCUUGUCGAGUACAAGAACGACAUGCAGAUGACCAAGUGCAAUUUUGAGUACGCCGUCGCGGCGGUGGGGCUCCUCUUUCCCUAUUCGCUCGUCGACUACAGGCAUCGGCUCAAGCAGUUUGAAGCAGCCUUGGGCCUCGACAUUCACUGGACGCCUCACUCGGCGCGCGCAGGGUUCGCCAGCGAUUCCGUGGCUCGUGGUGUCCCCUUCCAGGACAUCAAGGAGGCAGGAAGGUGGCUCACAGAGUCCAGCCUCCGCAUCUACGUGGACGUUGUCACCGCCUCCCGGGUCCUGGCACAGGCUGAGCAGCGAGGGAUCGCCCCGCUCAUCCGCGAGGCGGCCGAGAAGCUGCCCAACUACUUCCCGGAGGGCAUCUUCGGCGAGGGCGAGGGCAUCCAGCAUGCCGCCAGCGGGCUGGCGCAAGGGCCAGGACGGCGCCUGGGUGCUGCCUGCGGAGGGAGCCCCUCCAGCGCCGCUGGCGGGGGGCCGCCGGGUGGCCCACCAGCGCCCCGGGCAGCGCCAGCCCAGCCGCCUGCGCCAGCACUGGGCGCACUGGUGGAUGGGCUGCUCGCGGGUCCGCAGCAGCCGGGGGAUGCAGUGGCGGGCGCGGGCGCGGUCGAGGCCGAGGCGCCAGCGCCAGCGGCCCCUGGCGCGGCAGCACUGAGGCCCCCGCAGCCGCUGGAGGCGCAGCCGCUGGCAACGGGCGCGGCCGCGGGGCAGAGGCGCGCGCGCUGGAGCAGCUGGUCGCCGCUGCGCGCGGCCUGGCUCAUCGCAUGGUGGCGCGGACGCUCAACCUCGCGAGGAGUGACGUGGGCGGCGGUCGCCGCGAUGAUGAUCGGGUGGCGCUACGUUGCCGGGCCGCUCGCCCACCUCGGGACCAUGAUGGGCGUCGCGGCCAGCGUAUCCGUCUCGGCUGGCAAGGUGGUCGACAGCAGCCUCGGGGCAGUCAUCGCGGAGGCCUGGCGCGGGGUGGACAUCACCGACCUUCACGUCCGCCAGCGCCACGCCGAGCGGCUAGCGGACGACCCCGAGAUCCUGCAAGCCUGGAUCCAGCGCGAGUUCCUGACAGGCGAGCCCCGCCCGCCUGGGGCCGAGCAGGUCGCCACCGCGAUCUCUGAGGCUUCGGUGACCAUACCUCACAUGGCAGAGAGAUGGCAGAUGCUGAUCUGGCCUGGUCAAUACCGCGAGCUGCACAUGACGCUCGACCUGCUACCUUCCGGGUUCUACGGAGUCCAUAUGGUCGAGAGGAUCGUCAACUUCACGGUUCAGUGGAGCAACCCGGUGUGGAGUAGCCUCGACUGCGACAUCAGUUCAGAACGAGAUACAGUCGUGGCUCAUAUCAACUCCACCCUGGCAGGGCUCCCGCUCCCCGAGAUCCGCUAUAUGUCCAUGACUGAUCGUGAAAUCCAAGUUGCUAGGCUCCCAGGCGCCUGGAUCAACAUGGCCCGUAGGCUCGUUCGCGCUGUAUAUAUGACAGUAAAGAGUGUCCUGCAGCUCGUUUUGUUCGGAGUCUAG
Molecule: messenger RNA, 5760 nt
Organism: Prorocentrum cordatum
Lineage: Eukaryota; Dinophyceae; Prorocentrales; Prorocentraceae
Source: the annotation of a GenBank genome assembly